Molecule: messenger RNA, 2172 nt
Organism: Cylicocyclus nassatus
Lineage: Eukaryota; Metazoa; Nematoda; Chromadorea; Rhabditida; Strongylidae
Source: the annotation of a GenBank genome assembly
AUGGUCAUACUGAGAUCUGGAAGAACUUACACAGCUACUGCUGAUGAACUUCUCGUGAGUACUGAAGACGAUAGUGAUGGCUCGAGGGAGAUCGCCUCAACAUCAGAGAAACAGACUUCGAAUGUUAAAAGAACCUACGGUGCAGAAUCUGAAGGUAUCGGUACCGUUGAAGGGAGUGAUAAUUGCAAAAGAGUCAAGGUCAAUGUGGCUGAGUUGGAAGGGAGUUCGCAAUCGGAAAACAAACCUUCGCGUUGCGAAAAGUUUAGCGGAGAGGAAAACUUGGCGCAGGUUCUUGCGAGAUGCGCUCAAGAAGAAACAAAAUCUGAGGAAACAAUUGUCCCGAUGGUGGAAGCGCAAGAAAGUUUGCCAAAUUUGCAGAUGGAGUUACCUCUCCCGGUUAUGGCAAGGAAAAAUGAAGAACGAGAAGGUGGAGGGCUUGUUAUCGGCCAGAAUAUAGCUGUUGACCGAUUCUACAUAAAUGAUAAGUGCGAAUACCAUUUUCUCACUCAUGCUCAUGUUCUGAUCAAUAAGAAAUUCAUUGAUUGGGGUGCAAAACCGAUUUACUGCUCACAGCUGACUGCACGACUUCUGCCAUUAGUGCUACCAGGAAAGGCUUCACUCAGUAAAAUUAUUCGUCCCUUAGAGGUUGGGAAAGUUCACAGCAUAGAUCCAACAUUACAUGUGACUCUGCUAGACGCUAAUCACUGUCCUGGAUCGGUGAUGUUUCUUUUCGAAGGAUCUUUUGUGCCUGGCGGAAGUGCUUUGGUGACAGGACAUUUCAGAGCCGAUAGCCAAUUUAUGGCCCUCUUUGACAAUGAUCCAGCUUUCACGCGACUGAGUCAGACAUUCCUCUCUACGGUCUACUUGGACGCUACUUGCUUUGAUGAAUCGCUUGGAUCUCUACCCGAGCGAAAGGACUCGGAAAAGAUGUUGGUGGACGAGCUUAGAAAAAAUCAAGGACGUACCAUCAUAAUUCCCAUACCGAAAGUCGGCAUGGAAGAUAUAUUGGCUGGUAUCAGCCAAAAACUUGCGGAAUCUGUAUUGGUAAGCUCUCAGACGCUGUCUGUGUCAAAGUUGUGCGGAGUCAAAGGCGGUAAACUCGUUGCGAAUGGUAAUGAUGCGAAUUUCCGUAUCCGCACCUUGUCCGUGACAAACAUGUGGUCCAGAUGUUUCAAUGCUGCAAAUGCUCUGAAGAAAGCUCCAAAACCAGCAAUGAUUGUGGAUCUGUCACCGCGAGGGGAUCUCAGAAGGGUUCUUGGCGAAAGUAUUUUAUGGAUACCUUAUAGCAGUCAUUCAUCUAAUAGGGAGAUUCACGAAUUUCUUGCAAGGUUGAAAUAUGGAAAUGUGGUCUGCACAGAUAAAUUGCCCAGUAAUAGGAUGCUGAAUACGAUACGGAAAGCGAUAAGAAAAACUGAAACGCAACGACAAGGGAAGAAAAAAGGCCAUACUUCCAGAAGAAGCUCUAGAAGACCGAGAACAACUACAUUUAGGCCAGCAGGAGAUCAAACUGUGCGCAUAAACAAGGAUUCAGCGUAUUUUCUGGCUGACCCAACUUUUUUCUCGGACACGAUCUCUGCAAGCGCUGCUCCAAGUCGUUUUCCUACGAAGGAACGAAGAGGAAAGAAACCUCCAAUUUGGAAAAAAUACUUGACGAAGGGGAAGAAAUCACAUGCGAAUAAAACUCCUCAAGAAUGGAAAAAAGAAGAGGUUGAAGAGGAAUUCACUAGGCAAGAAAUGGAUCCGAGUGCUCUCGCUGGAUAUGGGCAGUCAACUUCAUCUGGGAAUGGAGAAUCCUCUUCAUCCACCACUUCGAUCUACAAUAGAGCUCCAACGUUGUCCAGGCCAAAUCCAAGCACAAAUUCUGCGUGCAACCAGCGACAGCAGAUGGUAGAAGUAAAAAGCGAGGAGAAGCCUUCGGUGGCAAAAUUAUCUGUCCAAAGCUCACUAGAAUACAAGCCUAUCUCCGCACUCGCAUCUUCUCGUCCGAGUUGCUCUACACCUGUUCAUCUAGCGUGACCAUUAUUCAAGUGCGUACUAUUGUGAACAAGGAAUGUAAUGUUUCGUCUCUCAGUUACCUUCAAGCUUUUACGCCAUAUUGCGUAUCCUGAAUACCUUCACGUAAAUGGAAGCGAUCUCAUCCAUAUUGCUCCUUUUUAAAACUUUUUUCGGAAC